Molecule: messenger RNA, 1115 nt
Organism: Parathielavia appendiculata
Lineage: Eukaryota; Fungi; Ascomycota; Sordariomycetes; Sordariales; Chaetomiaceae
Exons: 3
Coding region: 100-864 (254 amino acids)
Source: RefSeq, a predicted model, not a curated record
GCCCUCCUGGUCGAGGGUCCAGUCUGCGCGACACCAAAGGGGCCAGGCAACACUGCACACUACACGGAACCAGAUGGAGCGACGCGCACGACUCCCACCAUGCAUUGCUUCUACGCUGUGGCAUUUCCACACUGCACUCAUCGGCGUAUGGUCUGGGUUUUGGAGUUCUUUUGUUUUCGCACCGAUGAUUCCCAAAUUCGCUGUGUUUCUGCUGAAAUUUCGAUGUUUCAUUUGUUGGCGGUCUGGCUUGGUUCCGUGGACGGCAUCAGAAUCUUAGAGGCGAGCAUUAAUCAACGGCACGGAUCUCUUUGUGGUCAUCGGGAAUCCGAUAGGAGUUCUGGACAAGGUGGCCGUGGGUUCGAGCACCAGGGCGGCGUGCGGAAAGGGGGUUUUCUCUUUGGCAACGGGACAAGACAAAGACAGUCGGCGCUUUUCCAUUCACAUGCGCGGAUGUUUAAGACGAAGCAAGCUCCUCGACCACGAGCAUUUGUGGCGGUGACCACUCGACCGGAAAUACAACCGCGUCCUUCACCGAGAAACAAAAAACGCAACGGGGGAUUGAUACAUCAUUGGCGCUUUACACACACCUUUGUCAAGAGUAUUGCAUCGAGGUCUUUUUUCAUCUGGGGCCGGCCGUGGCUUCGCUUCAUCCCGGUUGGAUGGUUUUGCAUUCGGCGGCCAGAUCUUCUAUCUUCCGUUUCUCGAUUUUCCCCCAUGAUCAUGACCUCGUUUCUCUUCGGUUUCCCAGCUGAAGUUGCCAUACUUGAAACGCGACCCAAACCGCGUUUUACGUGUGACACUCGCAGCCUGGAAUGUUCGACCCGCAUGUGCUACUUGGUGCUAGCAUUUUUGUUUGUUCUCUGAGCGGGCUUACAUGGUGGUGGUGUUUAUUUGGUCCGGCCAAAUCAUACCUUUAUGUUAUUUGUCUCUGUGGGGGUUUUGCUGGUAUAAAAUGGUUCACUGGGGGGAUUCGAUACCUUGGGAGGGAUUUAUGGCCUGGGUUUUUUCUGCUCUUUUCUGUGACAGAUUUCAUAGGCGCGUCGGAGUUCGUCCUCUUUCAAUUCUUGAUCCAUCCCUGUUGGGAUUUCCUGUUCGUCUACCCACCUGCCGCGGCG